Thamnophis elegans (Western terrestrial garter snake) is the source of this 2880-nucleotide messenger RNA. It is a transcript of the gene RHBDL2, whose product is annotated as rhomboid like 2. The record is from RefSeq and is a predicted model, not a curated record. Gene Ontology annotation, cellular component: membrane. The coding region runs from base 346 to 1233 and encodes 295 amino acids. Gene Ontology annotation, molecular function: serine-type endopeptidase activity. Lineage: Eukaryota; Metazoa; Chordata; Lepidosauria; Squamata; Natricidae. The transcript is spliced from 8 exons.
GAGUCUCCAGGCCCCUAAUCAUCCUGGUUGUCCAUAAGCCUGUCUUUCCCCGCCGCAAGUCUUCCCUUCGUUGCCCGAGGAACAGGCGCCCCUCCGGGUGUCCCGCGCCCUGCCUUCCCUUCCAGCGGGGCGAGCUCCGUGGGGCAUUCGCCGCCUCCGACGGGCGUUCCUGGCCGAGGCAAGGCAAAGGGCGGGCGGGGCGCAGAGCUUGGCCGGCCCUCCUCGCUUUGCCUUUCCCCUGCUGCGCCGCGAGAGCUCCUGGCUGACGCGUCCCGGCAGCCCAGAGCUGGUCCCAGCCAAGAAAGAGGCUCCUUCGUGAUUGGCCCUUGAGGGGCAGCCGGCAUCAUGGAGCUUGAGCGAUUGAACAUGGAAGAGGAGCCGGAGACCUGGCGGGAAGAGGAGCGUAACGAGGAGGAGAAGAGCACCUGCCCUUGGGUCAAGUGCAGCAGCCUCCACAAUACCGUUUCCAAAUGGAUGCUUCCCGGUGAGGCUAGAGCAACUUACCUGGAAAGAGCCAGCUGCGUUCCGCCACCCAUUUUCAUCCUGGCUAUCAGCUUAGCUGAGCUGUCAGUGUUCAUUUAUUAUGCUAUUUGGAAGCCCCAGAUUCAAUGGAUAACGCUAGAAGUGGGAAUCUGGGAAAGUCCGCUUAUUUACAGACCUGAGAAGCGAAAGGAAGCCUGGAGAUUUUUGUCUUACAUGUUUCUGCAUGCUGGUGUUGAACACAUUAUAGGGAACCUUGUUCUUCAGCUCUGCCUGGGGAUCCCCCUGGAAUUAGUUCAUAAAGGACACAGAGUGGGAACUGUGUAUCUUGCAGGAGUGAUUGGAGGUUCUUUGGCAAGUUCCAUCUGUGAUCCUCUGCUGGGUCUCGUGGGAGCAUCAGGAGGUGUCUAUGCUCUGAUUGGAGGAUACUUCAUGAAUAUUCUAGUGAACUUCCGAGAAAUGAUUCCUCUCUUUGGAAUUGCAAGACUACUAUUCAUUGGCUUAAUAGUUGGAACAGAUGUAGGAUUUGCUUUGUACAGAAGAUUUCUCUCUCCUUCAACUGGGAUUCAGGUUUCCUUUGUGGCCCACAUUGCAGGCGGCCUUGCUGGAAUGUCGGUAGGUUAUGUCAUAUUCAGCAAUUUUGAUAAAAGUUUCAUUAAAGAUCCAAGAUUCUGGAUUUGUAUAAGUGCAUUUUUAAUCUUUGUGGUACUUGCUGUACUGUUCAAUGUGUUUUUCUCACCAGCAAACCAGUAGAAUGCAACAUUCAAUAACAUUGUAUAAUUCUGAAGGAUAAUUUUCAAAAUCUUUUAAAAAUCUUAUUUUGUUUUCAUAUUUUUAUGGCAUCAUCUUAUACUUUGUAUGAAUAUAUUGUAAUAUGAAGCUUUUUAAUUGCUAAAUUGUUCAGACUUUUAGAGUCGUUAUGAUUUUGUUGACAGUCUUUUGCUAGAAUUUUUUUUGUCAGUAAUGGAUUUGAGUUUUCAGCUCCUGCUUGUAUCAUCAGCAUCAGUGACUAGAUAACUGCCAGGUCUUCUGUCACCUUCCUUUUUGACUUUAUUUUUCUAAGCAUUGAGGGGCUGCUCCAAUGACUCUUGCUUUUGAACUAUACAUGGCAAAUUAUUUGCAGUGCUGUGCCACUUUCAUUUGCACAAAAUCGUGCUGAUAACUGACAAGCCGAUCGUGUGCAGAUGGCCUGCCUUGAGAAAGGUGAAAGCUUCCUGGUGUCCAAAUGCUUUAGAAGGGAUUCCUAAGAUCAUCAGCCUGCAUUUCUUCCAGCAUCAUUUCAUACCUCAUAAAUGGUAAUAGACUGAUUUGAGUGGACAAAUACAUUCAUUUUGAAAGGAGGCCAACACAUUUUUCAUGAAAGGAUGUUUCAGGCUGGGAUAUGGAACUGAAACAGCACCAAUUGCCCUUGUGGGUGAAAAAAAAAACCUUACUCUCUGGGACCUUCGAUACUUACUGUCCAGGGUAUUCUUUUGAACAUGUAUGAGUUGGGUGCAAUCUGCUGCUGAUUCUCCAUUCUGUGGAAUUGGUUGUAUUCAGUGUUGACGGGAGGAUAGAAUGUGGAGGAUUUCCACAACUUCAUAUUUAAUACCAAUUGUUCCCUUUCCUGGGUAAAGAGGCACUGUACAUGGCCACUUGGGCUUUGAUCACUCCUAAAAUGGAUUACUGCAAUGUACUUUACAUGGAGCUGCCCUUGAAGAACCUCCACAAGUUUCACUUGGUCCAGAAUGCAAAAGCAGAGGCAAUUAUGGGUGCGUUUCAUUAUGUCCAUAUUAUACCUUUGCCUUGCAAUCUAUACUGGCUCCCAAUUUGCUUCCAGGUGCAACUACAGGGGCUUGUUAUUACCUAUAAAGUCUUACAUGACCCAGGGCCAGAUAUUUGAAGGAUGGCCUUAUUCCUGCAUUUUUUAUCCCUAGCAUUAGGUCAGGCAGAAAGGGCUCACUUGAGGCCUGGGGUGUCAAACUGGCGGCCCAUGGGCCGGAUGCAUCAUGCGCAGCCCACCCCAGCUCCGUGAAUGGGGAAAACGUCAUGAAACAUAAUGCGAUGCAGCAAGUUUGACACCCGUGCUCCAGGCCCUGUCAAUCAUGGAUUGAUAUAUGCAAUCUCCCAGAAAACAAACGGCUUUCUCACCUGUGUCUGCCUCCUGAAACCCCAUCGGUCCAAAGUUUGGCUGGUCCUGACCAUGUUACCUUGCAGAAGGUCCAGAACACCUGCUUUCCUAGGCAUGGGGGCAAAAGUUGGUGUUUUCUGGAACCAUUUUGUGUUAGUUGGCCGAUUUAUAUAUAUAUCAUGUACGUAUGUGUAUAUAUGUGUACACACACACAGAAUUUAUGUUGCAUUUCUAAAUCUUUAUUAGCUGCCCAGAAUCAAGAUGGGUGGCCAAAUAAAUCAAUUUAAAUA